UUUGAACAUGUUAUAGUAUCGUCAUUAUUCGAUUUUGCUUGCAGGGAGAGCACAUUGAACCUGAUGGCUUCGUUCGGCCACAGACUGGUUUGGAUUCUGUGUGGAAUGAUGACAGCCAUCUUAAUGUUGGACCAGUUCCUGAAAAUCAGUGUCCCAAAGACUCCUCAGUUCAUGACCAAGUACCAAAGUCAGAGGUUGUACGAAACGGAUGUCAAGGACAAUGAUGAUAUACAAAGAGUGACAAGAAUACAAAGUAGUUCUACAAUUUCGACAGUUACAAAGUCAGUCAAAAAGACUAGUUAUCCACUUACAUUAAUGUCACCCUAUCUUAUUAAUAACCCAUCAAUAUGUAAAACAAAGGAAAAGUUAAACUACGUUGUGAUUGUUCACACAUCAACAGACCACUUCAAAAGACGCAGCAUCAUACGACAGACUUGGGGUAGCAUCAAUAUUUUGCGCAAUGGGGGUUUUCGAAUAGUUUUCUUCUUUGGAUUAUCUAAAAAUAAAGGUACGCAAACGAUGCUUGAAAAUGAAAGUACUGUGUAUGGUGAUAUUGUUCAAGGACAUUUCGUUGACUCUUAUCACAAUUUGACGCAUAAAGGUGUUCUCACCUAUCGAUGGCUGAGUGAAUUUUGUUCUAAUGUUGAAAUGGUUGUUAAAGUUGAUGAUGACAUGUUUGUUAAUUUAUUCUAUUUGAUGGAGUAUUACCUUCCAAAGUACCGCAAAUCAAAACGGAGCAUAAUGUGCCAUAUCAGACCGAAGGGCACCAGUCCAAUAAUGCGCCAGAAAAGUAAAUGGCAAGUGAAUGAGGACCAGUUUAAGAAUAUGACUCACUAUCCUGUUACAUAUUGCAAUGGAUAUUUUGUGCUGAUAUCGGCAGACAUUAUCCGGGAACUUUACAAAUCCUCCUUUUUGACGCCCUUCUUCUGGGUGGAUGAUGUAUAUUUGUACGGGUUACUGCCAGCUAGAAUUGGGGAUGUUGAAUUUACACAGAUCGCUAAGUAUCUGACGCUUCACCAGGAGGCGGGUAUGAAGUGUUACAGCGGAAACACAACGUGUAAAUACGUAGCUUCAUACGCUGAGAAAAAAAGUUACAUGGAAAUAAUGUGGUAUGCAUCUCUAAAAAUGUAUGCCAAUAUAGCCCAGAAAUUCAUAGCAAAGGAACUGCUCAUCGCGUAAAAGUUGUCAACAUUUUUGUCAUGUCAGGUUUCUGUAGUAUAAAAUGUGAGGAGAUAUAUGUAAUGCAAUACUUGUACAGUACAACUGUACUCUUUUUUUCUUAUAAACAUGUAUAUUGAAUUGGGUAAUCCACGUGAUUUGCAUAAUAAAAAAGAUUUUAACUAAAUGUACUUAUUUAAUGACAUCUUCAUUUGUGUAAUAUUCGUCCUUUAGAUUUUAAUAUUGAUGUAUAAUGACUUUGUUCAUUUUUAGUGAAGAAGAAUUGUUCACAAGUUAAGUUGACUCUUUUAUGAUUAUUACGUCUCUACUUCGUUGGCAGGCUUUUUUAGUCUGUGUUACAGAUGAAGACACUACGCUCUAGAGAUCCCUCAGAAGGAGAAUAAGGUUGACUGAUUAAUGAAGACAUAUUCAGGCACUUUAUUUUUUGUACAAUGUUAAGAUUUUAAGUUAUAUGGUCUAUAACAUUGUAUAUUUAGCGAAAGAGAAAAAUAAAUUGCCCAUGAAUAAAA
Saccostrea cuccullata (small rock oyster) is the source of this 1688-nucleotide messenger RNA. RefSeq names its product beta-1,3-galactosyltransferase 1-like. The record is from RefSeq and is a predicted model, not a curated record. The coding region runs from base 64 to 1179 and encodes 371 amino acids. Lineage: Eukaryota; Metazoa; Mollusca; Bivalvia; Ostreida; Ostreidae. Gene Ontology annotation, cellular component: Golgi membrane. Gene Ontology annotation, molecular function: hexosyltransferase activity. The transcript has a single exon.